GGGCGGUUUUCCCAGAGCAAAGAGUGAAGCAGUACUGAGUUGGCGUCAGCUCCCUCAGAUAUAGACAUUGCUGCCUGACCGGCCUGCCCCGGCCAGCUUGAGCCCAAGGGCUGUGUCGGGCACUGUGCUCCCGCCCGGGUGUGGCAUGUCACAGAGGGAGGCCAGAGGGGCACCAGCCAUGCCAGGAGUAGGGCAUAGCCCAGCUCAGGCCAAGUGGCAGUUGCGAGCAGGCACUGACAGGAAGAGGGGCCGCCUGAGCAGGACAAGUCAGGACCUGUGGGAAGAGACCAGCUGGAGCACCCAAAGGUGGAGCAGAGCUGCCCCUAGCCCACGGGGCGCCAGGGCUAGGAGCCUGGCUCGUGGCAGGAGUGAAGCCAGUCCUGAGAACGCUGCGCGGGAGCGGAGCCGGGUGAGGACGCUGCGCCAGGCCUUCCUGGCCCUGCAGGCCGCUCUGCCUGCUGUGCCGCCUGACACCAAGCUCUCCAAGCUGGACGUGUUGGUGCUGGCCACCAGCUACAUCGCCCACCUCACCCGCAUGCUCGGCCACGAGCUGCCUGGCCCUGCCUGGCCACCCUUUCUGCGCGGACUCUGCUACUUGCACCCUCUCAAGAAGUGGCCGAUGCGAUCUCGCCUCUACGCUGGUGGCCUUGGGUCCCCUGGCCUUGACUCCAGCACAGCCACCACCUCAGGUCAGAGGGCCAAGGAGGCAGAGAUCGGGCUUCCAGACGCUCUCCUUCCCACCUGGACACCCUCACCAGCUCUUGGUGACAAAUGAGCAUCACCCUCGCCCUUUCUCCCAGACUGCGUCUCCAGCUCAGGGACCUGGAUUCUCUGCCGGACCUCAGCUGUCUUCACUCUGACUCUCAAACAUCGCGCCCGGUCAGGCUCAGCAAACAGGUUCCAGCGCGCAGACCAGACAAAGCAGUGGGCCUGUGUGUGGUAGAGAGUAUUGCGGGGUACAACCCUCAUCUUGGCAUCAGCGGGUGACUGCCUGGCGGCAGCUGCAAGGGAAGUGAGGGAGAAGGGGUCUGAAUAGAUUGGCAGUUGAGUUAAGGCUCCACCCCUUGCUUUUCUCCCCUAAGGUUCCCACAAACCCUCCGGAGAUAACAAGACAGACAUUGCUGCUCAGAUGCCAAGGCAGGGGCCGAGGAUGAUGGCCUCCCGGGGGCUGAUGGGAAACCCAGGGAUGAGCUGGGCUUGUGGCAGAGCUGGGCUUGUGGCAGCCGUGAAUGUGACAAGAGCUAUUGCCAGAGGGAAAACUGAAGAAGGGAACAAGCUUUGUUAUUGACCAGGAGAUGCUGCCUCACCCAAAGUCAAAGAGGCAGGGAGGGGCGUAGGAGUCUGGUCCCUGUAUUGUGGUCUCUCCAGCUGCCCCUUGUCACCACAUCUUCUUCCUCUCUGGGCCCUGUCCCCUUCCACGCUUUCUUGAUGAGUUAUAGUUCCAGGUUAAGCCAUAAAGCCUACAUUGCUUGCCUUCCAGUUUCUAGAGAAGCUUUUAGAUCGUCCCAGCUGCCUUGUUUGAAGAUCUUUCCUGCAAGCCGCUCUGCCUGAACUCCCCGCUCCCCAAACACAGGGCUUUGCAUUCUUCAGGCCCCCAGGCCUGAAGGACCUUAAAAGGAGAACACGUUUCUUUUCCAAAGGUUGAUAAUUACAGUCUUCUCUUUCCAUUAUGUUAAAAACCUAACCUCCAGGAAAAACAAACAAGAUAGUUCUGGGUUCAGUGGGGUUUUCAGCAGGAUUUUAGUCAAAAACUUGAUGGGCCCUGGAGUUAUUUCUGCAAUGUCUACAAAUGAGCUCUCCAGGGACAGCUCCUCUGCCCCCCAGAGGCACUGCCCUUCCAGGCUCCCCCUAUGUCCCACAUGGGGUGCCAGAAAUCUGAUAAAGCUGUAGCUUUAUUUUCUGUCCCUCCAGAAAUACUCUAAGGACUAUCAGGCAUCUAUACAUUUUGAAAGUAACUUUCCAGAUCAGGUGUAGCUGAGGUCCAGACAGAGAAGGAAUCACGAUUGUUAAAUUUCAGUGUCUCGGAGUGGGAAGGGAUGGACAGGCCAACUGGAGUCCCACAGGGUACCCUUAGACAGGGCCCCACUGCCCCCAUGAGUAUAAAGGGGGUUCUGGGCAGCUCAGAGUGCCCAGGGUCUGGGUUCUAGCCUGAUGAAGGGCUGUCCCUCCACGGGCUGGCCAGGGCAGCAGAGGAAAAGGGGCUGAGGGGUGACUCAGCAAGCUGCGGUGGAGGCAAAAAAGGAGACACAGAACGUCCCAGCCUCGAGCUGCAUGGGAUGUGGGAGAGCAGCUGGGCUGUGGCUGGAAGCCAUGGGGAGAAGGCCUCGGCCAAGGCUGUACUCGUAAAUCUACCAAGUCUCUGCUGAGGGGCCUGGAGGGCCUGUGCAGAAUUUCUGCUGGGCAGCUGGAUGGGGCCAGGCUAGGGCAGAGACCAGGUGUGGGUGGGCAUGAGCACAGUGUUCUUCCCAAGACCAUAAAAGUCCAACUCAAAUGUUCUAUUUUUAAGUCAACUAGCCUGUCUUCCUGGCCGAGCUCCAGGGUGGUAGGAAGAGGCAGUGAAUUUCCUCCCAGGCUGGUAGAACACAGUCCUUUCCUGGGGAGGAAACAGGGGUGUACUUCGGGAGUCCCCCAGGGCCCAGGAUUUCUGAAACUUCAGUUUAGAGUCUGCUCUGUCCUGCCUUGCUUAGGCGCAAGCCUUGGUCUAGUAAUAGCAGACCCCUCCGGGGUGACCACAUCACUCUGUAGAGAAAACAGAAGGGCAAAGGGAGGGUGAGGUUGGUGGUGGGUAGAAGAAGGGCAGGUGCCACAUUUGUAUGUUUCUAGGACUGCCUUGGGCUUUUUCCAGACAAAGGUGUUUUCCUUGGUGACUAGGACAGUCCCAGGGGGCCCAGGAGAGUCUCCUCCAGCCAGAGAGCACCCCACACAGUCAGACAGGGGGGCCAAAGGGCUGCCAGGGGCCAGGAAGAGCCAAGGCAGAGCAUGAAUGGGAGUAACUAGAGGAAGUACCAGCCCCAAGACUUGCAUCCACAAACGAACCAGAACCAGGAGUAACCCUUCCUGCUCAGCAGCAGGUGCUCACGUGGGAAGGGUUUAUUCCCACAAGGGCUGGGAGCACAAGGUGGACAAAAGGUAGUUGAGACUCAGGUCCAAAGUCAGCUGUCACUCACAGGGCAGAGAGGUACAUGGGAAAGAGGCUCCAAAAGGAAACAGGAGCACAGAUGACAAAAUGACACGAGGUGGCCUGGCUCAGGCGUCGGAGUGCCACAGGAUGGGCCCCAGGAAAAGGGGAGGUUGAGGUUCCAGUUUCCCUGCCCCACCCAAGGGAGGGUGGAGCUGGAGAGGAGACUGGAGAAGGAGGGAAGGAGGAUGGAGAACAAGGAGGAGGCCUGGAGGAGGCACGUGGAGCAGAGAGACAUGGAAAGAAGCUGCAUUUGGUUUUUGGUCCUGGACUGUUUGAAACAGAUGUGGGUGAGAGACCCGUGGGGAGGUUAACAAUGGUGACUUUUCUCUUAAUUUUGAUUUUGCUCUUCUCCUCCCAGACUUAUCUGACUGUUUCUGACCUAUUUUUUUUUUUUUAAGAUGUAUUUUUUGUUUACACAAGUGCUGAGGUACAGGCCAGAUGCUGAGGUACAGGCCAGAUGAGAGGAUUCACCAGAGACAAAGUGGGGAACAGAACAGGCAGACUGACGAAACACACUGCUGAGGGGAGCAGCAGGUAAGACAGGAGAGGUCUGCUGCGCCAAGUGGGAUUCUUGCCGUCCAGCCAGUAUCAAACUUGCGCUGCAGAGGCUGCAAAUAGCUUCACGGUGUGGCGCUCAACCACCCUGCACCACCAGGGAGGCCCUUUCUGACUCUUUUCUAUGGUUCCCCACUGGAAGGUGCUUUAGGCUUGUGGCAGGCUUUCGGGCCUUGCUCUGGGCCAAUUGUUCAGGUGGACUUUUACCAUGGGGGGGAUGGGUAACUUCAGGUGCUUGAUUUGAAAACUAUAUUCUUUGUCUUGUCUGUAUUGCACACUAAUUGUAUUAAAUUUCCUUUCCAUUAAAGGUCUAUAUGUUUUGUGUUGACGUGGCGGAUGGCAGAACCUAUUUAGAGAAGGCAGGCUUGGGGAUUCUGGGGUGCCCCUCUCCCUGUCCUGUAACAAAAGGGACAGUUGGAAUGCUUGGUUAGCUUGUACCCAUUCCAUCCCAGGUGCCCAUGACUUGAGGGCGCAUGGAGGCCAUGAUGGUGAGGACCACUUCCCCAGAGCUGACUGUGCAUGUGGAGGCUUACAUUGGCCAAGGGGGAACUGAGUAUUAAGGUAGAGAAUGCAAAUUGGUCACUAGAGUGAUUAGAAACAGACGAGCUAGUCUUCUCUGAGAAAUCUCUUUCCUCUCCCUCUGAAGGAGUGUGGCAAGAGUGAGUCAGAAGGCUGUCUUCUUUCUCCCUGGUGGUACAAGCACUAACCCCAGGGACCCUGCAAGGUUAGUGUUCUAGCUCAGGGUUGACAAAACUACAGCUCGUGGGUCAACCCAGCACACCCAACCUGCUUUUGUAAAUAAAGGUUAACUGGAGCACAGUUGCACCCUCUUGUUCACGUGGUGAGCAUGGCUGCUGCCCGCUGGCCCCACAGGGCUAAGGGUCCAGCCCACAUCCCCUCAAAGACAAAAGACUGCUGAGGCUCCUACCGAGUCUCCAGCG
Messenger RNA from Talpa occidentalis (Iberian mole), 4677 nucleotides. RefSeq names its product transcription factor 23 (gene TCF23). The transcript has 3 exons. Gene Ontology annotation, biological process: regulation of transcription by RNA polymerase II; developmental process. Gene Ontology annotation, molecular function: RNA polymerase II transcription regulatory region sequence-specific DNA binding; DNA-binding transcription factor activity, RNA polymerase II-specific; protein dimerization activity. The coding region runs from base 146 to 775 and encodes 209 amino acids. The record is from RefSeq and is a predicted model, not a curated record. NCBI's taxonomy places the organism in Eukaryota, Metazoa, Chordata, Mammalia, Eulipotyphla, Talpidae.